Molecule: messenger RNA, 2061 nt
Organism: Mangifera indica (mango)
Lineage: Eukaryota; Viridiplantae; Streptophyta; Magnoliopsida; Sapindales; Anacardiaceae
Exons: 6
Coding region: 428-2035 (535 amino acids)
Source: RefSeq, a predicted model, not a curated record
GAUCGUGCAGCCCACUUGUCUUUGUACCAUCUCUUCCCAAACAAAAGCCUUCAUCCGAUAAAACAUUUUCAGCUCUGAGGUCUCGUCGGGGAACCUUGCCCGUACAGUCGCUCGCGGUGCUCCGGUCUAUUCCUUUGUUUUUUUCGUUGUUUCCGAUACAGAUCGUGCGGAACUCACUGUUCAAUAAAAGAUAAAUAGCUAGACAGUGGCGAGCUUAGAUUUCCACGGCCGAUUGUAACUUUUGCAAUCUUUAUUUUGAAGUUGUCUUGCAGUUGAUGUCGAACAAUUAAGCUGUUGAUGACACAACAUACAUUUUGAUGUACUUACUGAAUCAAACAGUUACACGAAGUGCAACAACUAGACUUGAGCCAUAAAUUGAAAGGAAAGAAACAAAAUGCAUAUUAUGAGGCCUUGUUAAAGUAAUUACAUGAGAUAUGCUUCCCAGAAUCAAGAAUUUUGGAUGGCGAAGGGUGCUGGGUGUAUUAAUGAGGGUGAGAUGGCUUGUGAUAAUUCUUCUAGAGUUGUUCCAAAGCGUUCUCAUCAAUGUUUCAUGGAUGGUCCAGAAGUCGAGCUUUUCCCCAACAAAAAACAGGCUGUUGGAGUUCCGAGCAUCAAUUUAUUCUCAGGAUUGUUAAACUCAAAUGUUUCUCCAUGGAGCCAUGCUUCCAGUUUUCACUCAAUCCCUGGCCAUUAUAGUGAACGCUUGUUUGAUUCCCCAGCAUCCAGGACUGUCAAUUUUGAUGAUCAAAACAUCACAUCAGUUAGUGAUGAAAAAAUUGAUCAUGGGAGAAAGGCUAAUGAGAAUUUAUUUGGUGAUGAUUCUUCCUUUGGUUUAUCUAUGUCAAAAAGACUGGAAGAUUUUCAAUCAGGUCCAAGUUAUAGUGGGAUUAGAAAAGUGAAGGUCAGCCAAGUUAAAGAAUCUGAGAAUAUCAUUUCUGUAUCGAUGGGAAAUACAUAUGAUACAGUGGAUAACAACUCCAUGUUGGCAUCUCAUGCAUUCAAGGAUGAUGACAGUUCUAUGUCUAUGGUUCAUGAUUAUAACAAAGGGGAUGCUAGUAUUAUGUCUAUGGGGGACACCUAUGUCAGGGAGAAUAACAUUUUCAUAUCAGUGGGGCAACCCUAUAACAAAGGUGAUGAUACCAUGCCAAUGGGUCAAACAUACAGAGAGGAUAAUGAUAGCAUACCAGUGGAUCAAACUUUCGGCAAGGGGGACAACAGUAUUAUUUCCAUGGGUCAAACCUACAACAGGGUACAUGAGAAUUCCAUAUCAAUGGGUCACCUUUAUAACAAAGGUGGUGAAAGUACUAUUUCAAUGGUUCACACCUAUAACAAGGAAGAUAGCAAUAGUUUAUCUAUUGGUCAGUCAUACAAUAAGGGGGAAAGUACUAUCAUAUCCUUUGGUGGAUAUGAUGGCGAUGAUGCAAAUCCCUUGGGAAGGCUUUUAUCAAAUUAUGAGAUGUUGAUGGGCCAAUCUUCUGUCCAUAGUUCAGAAGUAUUAAAUCAGAAAGAUUUGGUUAAAUCAAAUACAGAUUCGCACCAUAUAACUGUUCAUGAUGCUGAAAAUAAUGCAAGAAAGAAAGAGGACUCUAAAACAUCUAAGAAAGUCCCUUCAAACAAUUUCCCUUCAAAUGUCAGAAGUUUGCUAUCAACUGGUAUGCUGGAUGGAGUACCUGUAAAAUAUAUUGCUUGGUCUCAGGAGAAGGAGCUCCGUGGUGUUAUAAAAGGUUCAGGGUAUCAGUGUAGCUGUCAGUCAUGUAAUUACUCUAAGAUUAUUAACGCUUAUGAAUUCGAGAGACAUGCUGGUUGCAAAACAAAACACCCAAAUAAUCACAUAUACUUUGAAAAUGGGAAGACUAUAUAUGGCAUUGCCCAAGAACUAAGGAGCACUCCACAGAAUGUGUUGUUCGAGGUUAUUCAGACAAUAACCGGUUCACCCAUCAACCAGAAGUCCUUCCGUCUUUGGAAAGAAUCUUUUCUGGCUGCAACCCGUGAGCUUCAGCGUAUAUAUGGAAAAGAUGAGGGGAAGCAAUUGUGAUAAAGCAGUUUUGUCCAAAUUGUAAG